UAGCCACACCACUUUGUCAUCAGCACAGCACGACGAGAUACGAUAGACCGGAGCCGCAAAGGGGUAGAGGCAGUCAACAUCCCUCUCACUCUUUCACUCGCGCUCUUCCUCCCACAUCAUGGGGAUCACAUUCUCCUCCCUGCUAGGUCCUCUAGCCUUCUGGUCGCGCAAUCGAGAAGUGCGCAUCCUCAUGCUUGGUCUAGACAGCGCAGGCAAGACGACCAUCCUGUACCGACUACAACUGGGUGAGGUGGUGGGUACGACACCAACGAUAGGCUUCAACGUCGAGACUGUGCGCUACAAGAACAUCUCCUUUCAAGUAUGGGAUUUGGGAGGUCAAAGCAGUAUCCGACCUUAUUGGAGAUGUUAUUACGCAAACACUACCGCCGUCAUCUUUGUCAUCGAUGCGGCCGAUGCAAAGAGGUUGGAUACCAGCAAGGAAGAAUUGCACGCCAUCUUGCAAGAAGAGGAAUUGAAGAAUACGAAAUUGUUGGUGUUGGCGAACAAGCAGGAUCUGGAUCAUGCGCUGAAAGCGGAACAGAUCACCGAAAGACUCGACUUGGUGGAGAUGAAGGAGAGGAGCUGGACUGUGCAGGAAUGCUCCGCUCUCAAAGGUCAAGGGUUGGAAGAGGGUUUGGAUUGGCUGGUCAGCUCUUUGUAUUAAAGCACACUCGCGCAGCCAUUUCGUCGUCUCGGGCUCCUCUUCUACGCACCUUUUAAAAGUUUCCCAGCAAAUCACUUUCAAUCGCAGCAAGAAUCCAAUUCGCACCAGUUCCUCCGCCCUGUUUCGUGCCCAUCAGUCAUCUG
Molecule: messenger RNA, 807 nt
Organism: Ceraceosorus guamensis
Lineage: Eukaryota; Fungi; Basidiomycota; Exobasidiomycetes; Ceraceosorales; Ceraceosoraceae
Product: putative ARL1-ADP-ribosylation factor
Exons: 2
Coding region: 119-664 (181 amino acids)
Biological process (GO): intracellular protein transport; vesicle-mediated transport
Cellular component (GO): Golgi apparatus; cytoplasm
Molecular function (GO): GTPase activity; GTP binding
Source: RefSeq, a predicted model, not a curated record